Xylaria bambusicola is the source of this 2798-nucleotide messenger RNA. RefSeq lists its product as uncharacterized. NCBI's taxonomy places the organism in Eukaryota, Fungi, Ascomycota, Sordariomycetes, Xylariales, Xylariaceae. Bases 282 to 2138 code for a protein of 618 amino acids. The transcript is spliced from 3 exons. The record is from RefSeq and is a predicted model, not a curated record.
UUUGACUCUCUCCAAAUUUUCGAUCGCCAUUCUUUUACGCUUCUUUUUUACUUGGGGCUGGUCCCGUUCGAUUCUCUACUAAUCUCAAGACUGGGUUCUUGGUUUGCAUUCAUACAUAGCAGCGCUACUUUUUCUGAGGACAUUCCUGGGCUCAACCUGAUCAUUUUUAUACAAUAUAUUAUUAAUCUGUGGUGGAGGUUAUGUUAUCGACUAAUUCUUUGACGUUUACGUGCGAGGCAUCGUAGCACGCAGCCUAUCCAACGAAGGUUAAACGAGAAAAUAUGCCUCCAUUAUGCAGCGAAAAGCGAUAUUCUCGGAAUAGUGGUCAACACAGAAGAGUGGCGAGCAUGAUUGCUCGGCCCGUUUUACUUGUCGGCGAACAACUUCACAACGACAAUGAAGACACCAAUGAGAGUGAUGAUAAUACAUCGCCGGACGCCGAAAAGUCAGAUAUCCGCUUCACUAUAGAAAGAAGACAAGAUGACGGUGAUGACGACAAUGACAACGGCAGAGGCAGAAACAGUGGCGAUGGCCGGGGGAGAAAUCGCAAUAGCGACGAUGAUACUGAGGAUGAGGGAGAUGGGCGUGACAGGAGCAACCGAGGCGGCGGCCGGAAUCGUUCUGAUUUCCGUGAACAAGACGACGAAGAUGGGGAUAGCGACCACGAGAGGGGUUCUGAUGACGAUAGGGAUGGCAAUGACAGAGGUAACAGGGGCGGUAACAAUAGGGGUGGCGGUAGUGAUAAUAGAAGUGAUGAUGAUAGUGACGAUGAUAGCGACGACGAUUCAGACUCUAGCUCAGACGAUCAAUCCUCUACUUCACUUCCUCCGCCACCCACGACGAGCACAGACUCCACUGUCGAAGCGAGUACAACAACACCGACUGUGAUAUCUAUCACAUCUAUGGUAUCUUCUGCAUCUACUACAUCUACACAAUCUGCCUCUACAUUAUCCACCACGCUUCUAUCUAUCCCUGAACCAACGGCAUCAGCUACGUCACAAACAAAUACCAUACCUACUCUUACACCGCUGCCUGCCUUGCCUGCUUUGGAUCCUUCUUCUGUCACGACGUCAGCUACGGCAAUUUUAGUCACAACAACGACAGACAACGCUGAUAAUAGCCUUCCUGCCUCGACAUCGGGUGCACUUGCGGACUCCUCAGCAUCGACAUCAUAUCCGACUAAUGCACGGGGUAGAUUCGGCGACAACCAUGGCGAGGAUGGUAACGGUCAUUGGAACGGCAGAGGGGAUGGAAAAGAGGACGGGAGAGGGAACGGUAGGGGAAAUGAAGGGAGGCUCAGUGCGACGUCAGAACGAAUACUAAUUGCUGCUGGGUCAAUUGGCAUUUUUAUCGUGCUCUGCUUCAUCUUCUGGGUGGUCUAUCGGACCAUCAAGAAGUCUAAGCAACCUGGUCGCAAGAAUCGCACCACUACCUGGACGUCCAGGUUAUUUCCUUGGCGUAGAAAGCUGGAAACGACAAAAACUCAAUCUUUCAAUAGUUUCAACGAGUCCAAUGAGGCUUUACCCGCGUACGACGCAGGUAACAAUAAUCCAAUAGAAGGAUAUGGUUAUUAUGACCAAAGGAAGUUAUACCCACUGCAAUCGGAAAGCGUGGCAUAUCCCUCAGCAGCGACGCUUCGGAAUGGCAUGACAUUAAAGCAGACCGUGGAAGGCCAGCCGCUGCCGCCUAACAACUACAUGAAUUCAUACCCACAGCCCAGGAAUCAGAUGGUCGACAUCAAUGAUGUCGAUUCGACCUUACGAUCAAGGAUGCCUGGCCCGUACUAUAACCAAUCUGAAUUCGCCCGCCAGCCAUCCGACGCAUACGAUCCGACACAGCGACAAGUAUACCGCGCGAGCGAGUUAUCGUCGUUGUCAUCGGGCUUCGGAGAUGGUGACAUAAUAAUACCGCAGCCGAACGCCGCGUUAGCAAAAACACCAGCAGCGGCUCGAGAGGCAGCGAGCACAGAUGAAGAUUCAGGCAAUAUUCGCCCGUUCUCUUGGAUGAGCCGGACCGGGACCGAACAGCAGCACAGAGACACUAUGUACACCACAGCAAGCGACCGCCGAUCCAGGUUUCGCUCGGUAAAUAGCUGGGUAGAUCAGCAAAAAAGGCGAAUGAAGAAAGCCGCCGGCUGAUAUCUAUCUCAUCCGGGGUAGUCCUUAUCAUUAUCUUUCGUUCAAUAGGAAGAUACGCCUUGAAUGCGAGGUUGUGUUCGGAGUUGAAAACAAGAUACAUAGCGCCAAACAUAUCAUUUUCGUUUGAAGACAAAUUGUCAAAUAAUUUAAAGAAAGAGUUUAUUUAGCUCAUAGCUAUCUAUUCUCUAUAUAUACUCUAGAAUACAACUCAGUAAUGACACGGUCCUCCUCCUACUAGAAACUUUUAUAUCAUUCUUCCGAACAAAUCGCAGGCGUAGAAGAUGGAUCGAGUACGGAACCGACCGUAACUAACUGAGCGUAUGUCAUGGCGAUAUGGAGUUUUGACCAUACCCAUAUAGCCUCUAAUCGUCUCAUCGGCGUUGUAACUAGAAGGUCAAACUCAGGCGCUACGACCAAUUAUAAUGGUGAAACGUAAUGUGUAGGUUUUUACCUUCACAUUCAGCAACGCCCUAGUUCCUUAGCUGAUCAGCCUUGCAGUAUAUAUAAUUCUUAUCUGACCUUUGGUACUCGUGUAAGCACGGUGAUGGUAGUACCAUCGUCCAAAAUAUCUUCUUUCUCCUCUAGUCUAUAGCCUCCGAGACGUGGUAAGAUAAUCGUCCACGUUAGCCAAUAUAUAAUUCCGAACAAAAUGCUACAAGA